Messenger RNA from Dictyostelium discoideum AX4, 681 nucleotides. RefSeq lists its product as hypothetical. The transcript is spliced from 2 exons. Bases 1 to 681 code for a protein of 226 amino acids. Lineage: Eukaryota; Evosea; Eumycetozoa; Dictyosteliales; Dictyosteliaceae. The record is from RefSeq and is a predicted model, not a curated record.
AUGAAAUUAUUAUUAUCUUUAAUUUUAGUAAUGACAAUUGCAUUAAAUUGUUGUAAAUCAUUUAGUAUGGGUACAAAUAAAAUUGAUUACUCAAAGAUUGAAAAUCAAUUAGGCCAACAACAAUGUUUUACUUCAAGUGGCCAACUUCCAACAAGUUAUUCAAGUUCAUAUGUAAUGUUAAGUUUUAAUGGAAAUUAUCCAACUCCAAGUGGUAUUCAACAAUCAUCUUUCCUUGAAUCUGGUUUUAUUAAUAUCGAUUUAGUUGGAGAACAAUUUACUCAAUAUGUUAGUGUUAAUGUAAAUGGAACUGAUUAUUGUUUCCAACAACCAUUAUCAUACUCUGCUCCAUCACUUGAAGGAUUAAAGUAUGUCGGUGAUUUCGAAUUAGGUACAGUCCAAUGUGAUAUGUUUUCAGUAAAUCCAGGUGAUUUAGGUAACUCUUCAAAUGUCGGUCUCCUUGUAGAUAAAUCAGAUUGUUCAUUAAUCUCUGGUUCAACUGAAAAUAUUAACAAUACACCAAGUGGAUAUACAUUAACAAACUAUUACUAUUACAAUCCAUCUGCAGAUUCUUCAUACUUCCAAUUACCAAGUAUUUGUUUAAAUCAACCAAAUUCUAAACAAUUAAAAUUAAAAUCAUCAUCGGUCCAAUUACCAAAAGUCCUUGGAAACUUACCAUUUUAA